Molecule: messenger RNA, 294 nt
Organism: Gaeumannomyces tritici R3-111a-1
Lineage: Eukaryota; Fungi; Ascomycota; Sordariomycetes; Magnaporthales; Magnaporthaceae
Exons: 2
Source: RefSeq, a predicted model, not a curated record
AUGGUUUUAAAUGCAAACCGGGAAUUUAUACGUUAUUGCGUUAUUUUGUUAAAUGCUUUUAACUUUUUUGUUUUUAUUUUUAAAUGCGCCCCCAAAACGUUCCAUAUAUUUAAAAAAAUUAAACAUAAACGUAAAGCUUUGUACUUUAAAAACGUUUUUAAUUUUGGUUUAAAUAAAAAUCGCUUAAAAUUUCGGAAAUUAUUGGUUAACGUUUGUAAUAUUAACGGCUUUUUUAAACGUAUUGCGGUACUUUUAAAAAAUUAUUUAAAUUUUUAUUAUAAAAGUAAAAGCGUA